Messenger RNA from Anoplopoma fimbria (sablefish), 2628 nucleotides. RefSeq names its product cadherin 26, tandem duplicate 1 (gene cdh26.1). The coding region runs from base 1 to 2628 and encodes 875 amino acids. Gene Ontology annotation, biological process: cell-cell junction assembly; adherens junction organization; homophilic cell-cell adhesion. Lineage: Eukaryota; Metazoa; Chordata; Actinopteri; Perciformes; Anoplopomatidae. Gene Ontology annotation, molecular function: calcium ion binding; cadherin binding. The transcript is spliced from 21 exons. The record is from RefSeq and is a predicted model, not a curated record. Gene Ontology annotation, cellular component: adherens junction; plasma membrane; catenin complex.
AUGAGGACCAUUUUCCUGCUUCUGUUGGUUGCAUUAACAGCCCUGGCAGAGUCUCACCUUACCAAACACAGCAGGCAUGCCAAGCGGGAGCUUUUGGUGCGUUCCAAAAGAAGAUGGGUUUUAUCUACAAUUGAGAUAGAAGAAGAAGAUAUCGGGCCGUUCCCGAAGAGAAUUUCGAAGAUGUUUAAUGACGUAACGCAUUCUUCGGGGCAAAAAUACCUUAUACGUGGGAAGGGUGUGGAUGAAACUCCGACGGGUGUGUUCUCCAUCGACGAGAACAGCGGAAUUGUCUAUGCCCACAAAUCUGUCAACAGAGAGGAAUACGGCUUAUUCGAGAUCAAGUUUGAUGUCUUGAGCAAAGACACAGGGAUAAGAAUUGAUGACGAGCUAUCUUUCAAUAUAGAAGUGAAGGACAUCAAUGACAAUCCACCGACCAUAACCAUGCCUGAAAUGCCAGUCGAUGUCAACGAAAAUACACCAGAGGGGUUCUUGCCGGUGAGUCUGCAGGUCACCGACAAAGAUGUUUUGAACAACUCUAAAUUCGACAUCAUUAUAAUUUCACAGGAACCGCAAGAACCCAAAAUUGAAUUGAAGCAGAUUGAUAGCGGAUUGACCCGACUCAGCCUUAAAGGAUGCUUUAACUACCAUAAAGCAAAGGAGUAUGAAGUUGUUGUUCAAGCAAAAGAUCAUGGAAAACCGUCCCUCUCCUCCACUGCCGUAAUUACUCUCAACAUUGUUAACAAGAACAGUAAUCGGCCAACAUUCAGGGAAAAAAAGUACUCCGGAGAGGUGGUGGAGUCGACCAUCAAGGCCGAUGUUUUGAGAAUUGAGGUAGACGACAAAGACACUCCCAAAACUCCCGCAUGGCGUGCCAAAUACUUCUUCAUGAACAAAAUUGAUAAUGAAAACUACAAACUUGAAACUGACCCCGAAACUAAUGAUGGUAUUCUGAGUGUCAUCAAGGGCAUGAACUUUGAUAAGACAACUUCAAUUUACCUGCUGGUUGGAGUCGAGAAUGAGGAGCCCUUUUUUCUUUGUGAAAAUCAUUCACCGAGUGGCACACCUCCGCCCAUAGAUACAGUCAACAUCACAAUGACAGUGAUUGAUGUCAAUGACCCGCCUGAUUUUGGAGAAACUUCCAUUAAAGUGUACCGGGCAGAGGAGGCGGAGCCAGGAGAUGUGCUGUAUACUCCGAAGGUUAGGGACGACUCUGAUGAAUCCAAAAUCAGAUAUGUGCUGAGAGAAGAUUCAGCUAACUGGUUGACCAUAAAUGAGAAAACAGGAGAAAUCAAAACAACUGAGAAGAUGGACAGAGAGUCAGCCUAUGUCAAAGACGACAAAUACAAAGUCAUCAUCGAAGCCAUAGAUACUGGUGAGCCUCCAGCAACAGGUACAUGCACUGUUCUGGUCCACCUGGGGGAUAUCAAUGACAACAACCCAGGCCUGGUCAACAAAAGCCUGAUUAUGUGUGGAAACAAGGAUAACAAGGUGAUGGUGCCUGCUAUGGACGCGGAUGCCAGUCCUUUCAGUGGGCCCUUCACUUUCUCCCUGGGGAGUGAUGACAAAGCUCUGACCGAGCAAUGGAAACUAGACCCUUCCAAUGGUAUGGAAGGUGGGCUUGUUAGCCUGGUGGCACUUCCCUAUGAUACCUACUUGGUGCCCCUGGUCAUUCAGGACCAACAGACCUCGAUUGGAGAGCACAUCGUGGAAGUGGUGGUGUGUGACUGUGAAAAGGGAGAUGUUUGCCGCGCCAAAAAGCCGAAAUCAUCCGGCUUUGGGGCAGCGGCCAUUGGACUUUUAUUUUUGGGACUCCUCUUAUUUUUGCUGCUGCUCCUUCUAUUUAAGUGUCAGUGUCGAAGGAAGGAUUUCAAGCACAUUCCAAUGGUGCAGGAUGAGGGCUACCAGAGCAUCAUCAAGUACAACCAAGAAGGAGGGGGUUCCGCAUGCAUGAGUGAGCCCACUCUGCUCCUGACUCCGACAAACACCAUGGCUGUGACAGAUGGCCUAAAAAUGGGCACCAUGCAGAGGUCCCAGACGAUUCCAGUGAUGGCCCAGGACAUGGAUAUGUACAACAGUUCAACGUUCGGCAUGAGGUCCCAGACGAUUCCAGUGAUGGCCCAGGACAUGGAUAUGCACAACAGUUCAACGUUCGGCAUGAGGUCCCAGACGAUUCCAGUGAUGGCCCAGGACAUGGAUAUGUACAACAGUUCAACGUUCGGCAUGAUGAACCCUAACAUGACCUCGCAGGGCAUGCAGCGCCAAAGAGACAGAAUCAGAAGCAACGGAGGGCAGACCAUGCGCUCUACAUGGGGUUCAAACAGGAUGAACACCUAUCAGGGAGGCGCAUCAAGAUACAAUCGCUCUGUCAGCCUGCAGUCAAGUCAACACAUUUCAGACCACAUCGACAGGAGACUGCACGAGAUUGGUGGAAACCAUGUCAACCGGCCAGUGUACGCACCCUACGAGUACGCCUACGAGGGACAGGGCAGCAGAUGCCUGUCGUUGGAGAAUCUGUCACUCAGCAACCAUGGGGAUGAUCUGAUGUUUCUGAAUGAUUUGGGGCCAAAGUUCAAGACCUUGGCAGGCAUCUGUCACAAGACAAUUCAAGAAAAAAACGUACAGCUUUAA